AUGUAUCGUAGUAGGAAUAGACCAAAAAGAGGUGGUGAAGAUGAAGUUAAGGGUCCAAACUCUGCAUUAACUCAGUUCCUGAGAGAAGAAGGGAUCAGCGCUGAAAAUAUCAAACAAAAAUGGUACCAACGCCAGUCGAAGAAGGGCGAAGAUGGAAAAGGCGGAAAGAGUGAAAAGGAGCAAAGUACGCAGGACGAUGACUCGACUACACAGGUUUCGCAAAAGGAAGUAAUUGAAGAAGAAGAGGUUGAUGACUUGGAACUUGGCAGUGGUUCUGAAACAGGAAAGGCCGAGGUCGCUUAUGAUGCUAGAAUGAAUCUGGUUGCCGCAGAUAGUGACGAAGAAGAAUAUGAAACGAACAGUGCGUCGGCCACCCCAGUAAAUUUGAGUCCAGCUAAGAACCAGGAGUCCUUAAUAAAGAAGAGACAAAAUACUGCGAAAAUCAUUCAAAACCGCCGUAAAAAACGCAAGAGAGCUGCCAAUUUAUUGGACAGACGUGUCAAUAAAGUGUCUAGCUUACAGAGUCUUUGUAUCGGGAAAAUCAGUAAAAAUAUCUCCAAGUGGCAAAAGGAGACGGGUGAUUCUUCGAAGUUGGUAUUUAACAGAUUAAGAGAUGUUCUCGGUGGUGUAUCUACCGCUAAUUUGAACAAUUUGGCGAAAGCACUAUCAAAAAAUAGAGCACUGAAUGAUCAUACUUUACAACUUUUCUUAAAGACAGAUCUAACAAAACUGACUUUUAAUGACUGCUCUAAGGUUUCUUUCGAUGGCUACAAGACACUAGCCAUCUUUUCGCCGCACCUGACCAAAUUAUCGCUACAAAUGUGUGGGCAAUUAAACAAUGAAUCACUGCUUUACAUUGCUGAGAAGUUGCCAAACUUGAAAGCAUUAUAUUUAGAUGGUCCUUUUUUGAUCAAUGAAGACACAUGGGAAAAAUUCUUCGCAAUCAUGAAAGACAGGCUAGAAGAGUUUCAUAUAUCAAACACACACCGUUUUACAGACAAGUCAUUAUCAAACUUGUUAAUAAAUUGCGGUUCAACUCUAGCCUCUUUGGGAUUAUCUAGGCUAGAUUCAGUGUCAAACUACGCUUUACUGCCGCAGUACUUAAUGAACGACAAAUUUCACACACUCUCCAUUGAAUAUCCACUCAAUGAAGAAGAUGUUAACGAUGAGAUUGUCAUAAAUAUAUUAGGCCAAGUCGGAUCCACUUUGCGAAAGUUGGUUUUGAAUGGUUGUGUGGAAUUGACGGAUUCAAUGAUAAUCAAUGGUCUUACUGCAUUCAUACCAGAAAAAUGCCAAUUGGAGGUCUUGAGUUUAGAAGAGCUAGACCAAAUAACCACGGACUCUUUGGUUUACUUUUUCAGUAAAGUAGAACUAAAUAAACUAAAAGAAUGUAGCUUUAGAAGGUGUCUACAGCUAGGUGAUAUGGCGGUUAUAGAGUUAUUGCUCAAUGGAGCUAAAGAUAGUCUAACAAGCUUGAGUUUCAACUCACUGAAAGAGUUAACAAAGGACGCUUUUGUAACAUUAACCUGUCCUGACUUGACAUACAUAGAUCUAGGGUUUGUGCGUUGUGUAGACGACUCAAUUAUUCAACUAUUGGGUGAGCAAAAUCCCAAAUUAUCCGUAAUUGAUGUGUUUGGAGAUAAUCUGGUCACUGAAAACGCAAAAACAAGACCUGGACUUACACUAAUAGGAAGACAAAGUGACAGUAUAUAA
Messenger RNA from Saccharomyces eubayanus, 1713 nucleotides. It is a transcript of the gene RAD7, whose product is annotated as UV-damaged DNA-binding protein RAD7. The transcript has a single exon. Gene Ontology annotation, cellular component: SCF ubiquitin ligase complex. Gene Ontology annotation, biological process: SCF-dependent proteasomal ubiquitin-dependent protein catabolic process. The record is from RefSeq and is a predicted model, not a curated record. NCBI's taxonomy places the organism in Eukaryota, Fungi, Ascomycota, Saccharomycetes, Saccharomycetales, Saccharomycetaceae. Bases 1 to 1713 code for a protein of 570 amino acids.